Molecule: messenger RNA, 2881 nt
Organism: Oreochromis niloticus (Nile tilapia)
Lineage: Eukaryota; Metazoa; Chordata; Actinopteri; Cichliformes; Cichlidae
Product: extracellular calcium-sensing receptor-like
Exons: 8
Coding region: 194-2833 (879 amino acids)
Biological process (GO): G protein-coupled receptor signaling pathway
Cellular component (GO): plasma membrane
Molecular function (GO): G protein-coupled receptor activity
Source: RefSeq, a predicted model, not a curated record
UUCACAAGAGGAAAACAGAGAUAUGAUCAUAUUGCUAUAUCCAUAGUUCAUAGAACAUAUAGACUUAAUUAAAGGCUACUAGGUAAGGGCGUGAUCUUUUGAAAAGUCAUACCAAAACUAGUAGAUCUGAAGAGCUAUAAAAAUGAGUGAGAACACGAGCUUGCUAUAUAGAAACACCUGACAUCAAGCAGGGAUGGAGAAAGCGGUGGCUUUCAUUGGUCUGGUAUUGGCUGUAUGUUUGUUUCACCUGAACUCAGCUACUGCCUUGGGUGUUUCUCUAAAUGAUUUGUAUCAGAGGACUCCACUUACAGGGGCUGUAGCUGGUACUGUGGCUUCAUCUGUGAAUUGUAAGCCGCAGGGUAGCACUCGUCUACCUGUAUUCUCAAUGGAUGGAGAUUUCACUAUUGGUGGAAUUUUUUCUAUUCACAACUAUGUGCACACAGUUAACAAUAACUACACCACCAUGCCUGAGCCAGUAAGAUGCAGUGGGAGCAUGGAAUCUCGAGAGCUGCGAUUCUCACGUGCAAUGAUCUUUGCCAUUGAACAGAUUAACAACAGCACAGAGCUGCUACCUGGAAUCAAACUCGGGUAUCAGAUCUAUGACUCGUGUGCAUCUGUGCUUGUGGCGGUGCAUGUGGCAUUUCAGUUUUUGAAUAGCUUGGACCCUGUGUUUUACAUUGGCAAUAACUGCUCCCAAUCUGGUAUGGUGAUGGCUGUUGUUGGUGAGUCUGGGUCUACACCAUCCAUCAGCUUGUCACGAGUCAUCAGUUCCUUUAACGUUCCUCAGGUGAGCCACUUUGCCACAUGUGCAUGCUUGUCUGACAAGCAGCAGUACCCGAAUUUUUUCAGAACAAUUCCCAGUGAUAAGUUCCAAGCUGGUGCACUAGCCAAGAUGGUAAAACACUUUGGCUGGACUUGGAUAGGUGCUGUUCGAUCAGAUUCGGAUUAUGGAAAUAAUGGCAUGGCAUCUUUUCUAGAAGCAGCACAAAAAGAGGGGAUCUGUGUGGAAUACUCUGUAUCUUUCUAUCGGACAAACCCACAUAGCAGGAUCCAGAGAGUAGCAGAUGUUAUCCGCAGGUCUACAGCUAUGGUUAUUGUGGCAUUUGCAGCUAUAGGGGAUAUGGCAAUCCUAUUGGAGGAGCUUUCACGUGAGCCUUCCCCACCUCGCCAGUGGAUAGGCAGUGAGGCAUGGGUAACCAGCCCAGAAUUAACAAGUUUCAGUUUCUGUGCUGGGGCCAUUGGAUUUGGGAUUCAGAAGUCUUUAAUCCCAGGUCUCAGAGAUUUCCUGCUAAAUCUGUCUCCCUCUCAAGUAGCAGCCUCUGCAUUGCUUACGGAGUUCUGGGAGGAUGCAUUCAACUGCACACUGAAAAAAAGUGCUGCUGCUACAAAGAAUAACGUGUGUGAUGGAAAAGAAGACAUACAGAAUCUCCAAAGCCCAUAUACUGACACAUCUCAGCUUAGAAUUACUAACAUGGUGUACAAGGCUGUGUAUGCAAUAUCACAUGCCAUUCAUAAUGCAGUGUGUCAGAGAAAAAACGUCACAUCUCAGUGUGACAAACUGACCAGGUUAGAGUCCAAACAGGUUUUAAAUCAGCUGAAAACAGUGAACUUUUCUCAAAACGGUUAUGACAUGUCAUUUAAUGAUAAUGGGGAUCCUGUAGCAAUUUAUGAGCUGGUUAACUGGCAAAAAGGUAAAAGUGGAGAUGUUAAAAUGGUAUCUGUAGGGCUUUACGAUGCUUCACUGCCAGUGGGCCAGGAGUUCCGGAUCAAUAGAAACAUAACCUGGAUGGAGGGUACCACAAAAGUGCCAGUGUCAGUGUGCAGUGACAGUUGUCCUCCAGGAACUCGUAAAGUGCUGCAGAAAGGAAAACCCAUCUGCUGCUAUGAUUGUAUACCAUGUCCUGAGGGCGAGAUUAGUAAUACUACAGAUUCUGCUGAUUGUUUACCCUGCCACAAAGAGUUCUGGCCUAAUGCAAAGAGAGACACUUGUAUCCCUAAACCUGUAGAAUUUCUUUCAUUUCAAGACAUCCUAGGGAUCAUCCUGGCUACAUUUUCAGUUCUUGGUGCUUGUCUGGCCAUCAUAACUGGGGCUGUAUUCUUUUAUCACAGGACAUCUCCAAUUGUCAGGGCCAACAACUCUGAGCUGAGCUUCCUGCUGCUCAUCUCACUGACUCUGUGUUUCUUAUGUUCAUUAACUUUCAUUGGAGCACCAUCUGAUUGGUCCUGCAUGCUGCGUCACACUGCGUUUGGCAUCACCUUUGUGCUCUGUAUUUCCUGUGUACUUGGGAAAACUAUAGUGGUUUUAAUGGCUUUUAAAGCUACACUUCCAGGAAGCAAUGUGAUGAAAUGGUUUGGUCCUCCACAACAAAGAAUGACUGUUGUGUCUUUCACCUUCAUUCAAGUUUUAAUAUGUACUAUUUGGUUGGUACUUAGCCCUCCAUUCCCAAUUAAAAAUCUAACCACAUACAAGGAGAAAAUCAUACUGGAAUGCGAUUUAGGCUCUCCUGUAGGCUUCUGGGCUGUGCUCGGUUACAUAGGCCUACUUGCUGCCUUUUGUUUUGUUUUAGCUGUCUUAGCCCGCAAAUUACCUGAUAAUUUCAAUGAAGCCAAAUUCAUCACUUUCAGCAUGCUAAUAUUCUGUGCAGUGUGGAUCACCUUUAUCCCAGCAUAUGUCAGUUCUCCUGGGAAAUUCACUGUAGUUGUGGAGAUUUUUGCCAUUCUGGCCUCCAGCUUUGGACUAAUAAUGUGUAUAUUUGCUCCAAAGUGUUUUAUCAUUUUGUUUAAGCCCGAGAAGAACACCAAGAAAAAUUUGAUGAACAAAAACCAAUCAUAGUAUAUCCUUGGUUCAAAAAUGGUUACUAUUGCAAGCAGACAUUUUACA